This is a messenger RNA of Cladocopium goreaui, 1269 nucleotides long. The record is from the annotation of a GenBank genome assembly. NCBI's taxonomy places the organism in Eukaryota, Dinophyceae, Suessiales, Symbiodiniaceae.
AUGGCUGCAAUGGUCGCGUGGAAUGCUUGCCACUUGCUGUCUGUCAUCGCCCAUGCAGUGUGCAGCACCAACAGCUUGCCCAUGCCUGUGCUUGGAAUCAUGUUAGCCGUACGGUUGGUUGUUGUGGCUUUUGCUUUGGCUGCUGCUGAGAAGAUGCAAGCGCCUUCCAGCUUCAUGCUGGUAAGUGGUGUCUCUUCACCGCGAGAGAUGUGUCUAGUCGGGAUGGGCCCAGCGGGUGCUUUAUUGGACGAGUGCACGGCUGCACUUGCAGAGCUGGACGGACGUGAGGUUUGGAGUCUCACAGGCAGUGGCUCCUUGACGAAUUUAGCUGCAAAAAAGUGUUUGGCCGCGCAGCCUGAUGCUGCUGCUGGGAGUGCUGUUGAGCUAGCGCCUUGCGAUGAAGCAGGGAAGAGUUCAACCUGGGAGUUGCAGGCCAACGGACAAAUAAAGCUUGGGGCCAGCAACAUGUGCCUGAGCCAAGCAGGGCCUUCGCCUGGCCGUGCAGAUCUUGCCUCUAGCUCCGCAGUUGUUGCUAGCUCCACAUUGGACCCUGCGCACGGAGCUGCCCUUGUUGUUGAUGGUCUCGCAUCAUCCUAUUGGGUAUCCAAGUUAGACGAAGCAGGCCCUGUGUCUUUGACGCUUGAAUUUGACAAAGCGGCGCCUGUGCUCGAAGUAGAGCUUGAUUUUGAAUUUGCCCCUUCUUCUUUCGUGCUGCAAAGCUUGGGGGCAAGUGGUAAAUGGAUUGACGAGUUUGCAACUGACACCAACAUCCUUCGAACCGCCAAGCUCCCACUGGCCGGUGGCCCGGCCUAUGGCGCGAGGCUUGUGAUGAACAAAGCGCAUGCGACCCAAGCCGUGCUGGGAGGUCAUUCCAUCUUUGGGGUACGUUCCUUCAAGGUCCUUGCCCCACUGAUGCGCCCGGUUGUGGAGCCUUGCGUGGUGGCGGCCAAGAGCAGUGAUGCUCGAGACAAAUAUUUUGCCGUGGCCGUCGGCUCCUUUGAUCCUUCGUCUGGUGCGGCGCUGCGGUCGGAGCUUCCUGCUUUGGACUCUGCCGGCGCAGCAGUUGCCGCCGCAGUGACGGAGCUUGCGGAAGCAGUCCCAGAUGCGCGUGCAUGCAAGAAAGGCGCUGCCUUCAAGUCAAAGGCAGGACGCCGCCAGACAGUAUCAUCCACUCGCAAGAGUCUUGGAGGAGCAGAAAUUGGCGAGCAGGAAGCUUUGCUUGUCGAGGCCAAGAAAACCAUCAUCGCCGCUCGCAGCAUUUUGCAAUGA